Mustela lutreola (European mink) is the source of this 2659-nucleotide messenger RNA. RefSeq names its product Bet1 golgi vesicular membrane trafficking protein like (gene BET1L). Gene Ontology annotation, biological process: regulation of retrograde vesicle-mediated transport, Golgi to ER; retrograde transport, endosome to Golgi. The record is from RefSeq and is a predicted model, not a curated record. Bases 124 to 459 code for a protein of 111 amino acids. The transcript is spliced from 4 exons. NCBI's taxonomy places the organism in Eukaryota, Metazoa, Chordata, Mammalia, Carnivora, Mustelidae. Gene Ontology annotation, molecular function: SNAP receptor activity. Gene Ontology annotation, cellular component: SNARE complex; Golgi trans cisterna.
CCCCAGACCGGACGUGGGCCGGACGCCGGCAGGAAGCGGCGGGGUCGCAGGGUCCUGCCCGGGACUGAGCCACGUCCGCGGGGGCCGUGGCGGCGCGGCUGACGCGGGCCGGGGCCGGGCGCGAUGGCGGACUGGGCUCGUGCUCAGAGUCCCGCUGCUGUGGAGGAGAUUCUAGACCGGGAGAAUAAGCGGAUGGCCGACAGCUUGGCGUCCAAGGUCACCAGGCUCAAAUCGCUGGCCCUGGACAUCGAUAGGGAUGCGGAAGACCAGAACCGGUACCUGGACAGCAUGGACUCGGAUUUCUCAAGCAUGACAGGGCUGCUCACGGGGAGCGUGAAGCGCUUUUCCACAAUGGCGAGGUCUGGGCGAGACAACCGGAAGCUUCUGUGUGGUGUGGCCGCGGGCCUCAUCGUGGCCUUCUUCAUCCUCUCCUAUCUCCUGUCAAGGGCAAGGACUUGAGCCACAAGGAGCUGACUUCUGUGGGUGCCUGGGGCAACCAGGGCCUUCCCCUGCCUGGUGUCCUAGGCUCCAGAGGACCCACCUACAAAAUACUCCUUUGAAAUGAUGAUCGGGACUUGGGAAUUUUCUUCCUGUGUGGUCGGACUUCCCGGCUGCCUCUGACCGAGCGAGCUCAUCCUGGCUGGCCCCGUGGCCGUAAGUCUCUCUCUUGCGGAAACCAACGGCCACCCACCUGUGCUGCUGUGGGUGUGAGAGGGCAGAGCCUGUGGGAAUCGAGGACACGGCUACCUGUGGCCAGCAGCCCUUCCCUUAUCCCUUGGGGCUUUGACUUCUUGGGGCCCUGCCCCAUCCACAUCUCUGGGUAAGGCCACGUCUGAUGCCUGAGGUGCCAACACAGGGAGGGGGGUUUGGCGGUGAAGUUGGAGCACCAUUGCCUCAGCUCAGAGAUGGCAACUACUGUUGGGGGCUGGACGUGGCAGCUCAGCUGGGCUCCUGGGCCAGGGCAGGUCAGCCUCGGGGGAGGACAGGGUGUUGUGGAUGUAGAAGUGGACUGCAGCCUGGACUGGAGGCACUGGGCUCUGACUCUUCUGGAUCUCACAGUCUUGUAUCCGUGGGCACAAAGUUCCGUUUUCUCAGCAUCCACUGUCUGGCCGACACCAAAGAUGGAUUUCCGGGAGACCAGACAUCUAGAAGCAGUUCCCUCUGGCAUCUUGGAGUCAGGCAGGGUGUGUGUUGGGGGCAGGCGUUCUCUGACUGGAGGCUUCCCUACAAGGGCUCUCUCCGUAGGAUCUGUGGGUCCCUUUGAGGGUCAGCGGGCAGCUUCCCCUCCACCACGUGAGGCCCUUCGACAGUGAGCAUCCCUUACUGAGGCAACUCUUAGUCCCUCCACCCAGCCUCUGCAGACUGCUCUCCAGGCGUGCCUCCCCCGGGCCCUCCCUGCCCGCUUCGCCAGCCCCAUUCACACACACAGCAGCACAGGCCCAGCUGGGCCAGCGGCUUCCUACCCUGUGGUGGGGUGUCAGCACCGUCAUUGUGCGUCAGCACACGUGAGAAGCGGUCGGUCAGCUGUGCGUUCUUCUCUGUCCUUGCUGCCAUCUGCCUGCCCGGUCACUCCCCUGACUCCCAGAGGACUGUGGGCGCUGCCCCGCACUGCCCGCUGUGUAGUCCCCUGUAUGGCUCCCACACAGUGACCGCACCUCGGCUCCGGGCACCUCACUUUCCUGCCGCCGCUGCCUGCUUUCCCUUCUGCUCUUCCUGUCCCUUGUCCGUUCCGCAAGCCUGGCCUCUCCUCACAUGGUCACCGUAGCUGCUGCUCCAUUGUACCUGCUGGGCCACUCAGCCUCCCGUUGGAGGGGAGCCUACUUUCCUCCGCCUGAGUGCCCUGUUCUGACUUGCCCUGGCCCCUCCGGGUGCUAGUUCUCAUGCGGGGAGGUCAGCGUACCUGCCUCCUUGUCUGGGGGGCUAUGCUGUUUCCCUUGACACCUUGACAUUCCUUCUCAGGCCCCCGGGGUCCUGUCUCCCUCCCCAGUCCCCACGCACUGUAUCUCUGAGUUACCGAUCUCAUGUUAAGGCUUGCCACAGGGGCAUGUCCUCUGGUGGCCACCAAGCGUACUAGGCCUUUGUAGUGUCUCCAUUUUGCACCCACACUCUUGCGUCCCUGCCCAGGCCUGUGCUGCUGACCUCUUCCUGAUGACGUGGCUCAGCUGUGGGAGCCGCACCACGCUAUGGGUUCGAUGCAGGCUAGAUGAGAUUCUGUUUUAGGUAGUCUUGACGGGUGCUUCCUGCUGUCCCCUUGAUAGCUCAGGCUGCUGUGUUCUCUCCUAAAGCCCCAUCUGCCUCCUCACCCCCACUUCCACGGCUCUUUGUGGCCCUUCCAGCUAUUUGGGGGUCUGGCUUUUAGUUCCUUUCUGGUUUACCUUUUCGUCUCUCAUUCUGAUUGUAUCGGGAUGGAUUCCACGUUGGGGGUGUGGCAGCUCUGCCAUGGCCUGUGUGGCCUUCCACCCUCCUGCCCUGUCUGCAGCUCUCGCGCUACUGCUGUGCUGUCUGCUGACAUGGGUCCCUGAAGCCAUUGACAGAAAGAGGACCUCGGGGCCCAGCCUUUGCCAAGUGAGGACACACUGCCAGGCUCUAUCCCACAAUUCAAGGACAAGACUUUUAACCAUAGAAACUUGGAAUAAACAGCUUCAUGAUGAAGCAAACA